AUGAACGCUACACGCGCCCUCGCUCGCCAGCCCAUGAUCCGCUUCCUGGGCAAGCGCAGCACUCCUCAGAAGGUUGACCACACCCCGCACGUCCACCCUGCCUCUCCGAUGAGCGAGCUUCCCUCAUCCUUCGCGUCCUACCGCAAGAAGGCGCAGCAACACGGCCCACUCAACCACAUUCCCAGCGCCUUUGUUGGUGGUCACAUUGGCGGCGCAGCCGGCAGGAACCUGGGCCCCAUUGAGGCAGGCAAGGGCCUAUACUUCGACCGCUCCGAGCUGCCCGCACGCUUCCAGAGCCCGUCCAUGACCAUGGCCGAGAUCGAACUGCUCGAGUCUGGUGGUGCCAGCGCAUUCGCAUAG
Alternaria ethzedia is the source of this 360-nucleotide messenger RNA. RefSeq lists its product as uncharacterized. The transcript has 2 exons. Gene Ontology annotation, biological process: 2-oxoglutarate metabolic process. Lineage: Eukaryota; Fungi; Ascomycota; Dothideomycetes; Pleosporales; Pleosporaceae. The record is from RefSeq and is a predicted model, not a curated record. Bases 1 to 360 code for a protein of 119 amino acids.